AUGUUUCAUUGUUUUGAUCAGGAGGCCAAUGAAAAUAAGCUUAAGCUGUAUUCACACUGGAUAAGCUCCUGUUCCUUCCGAGUCCGAUUUGCUCUCAACCUCAAAGGACUACCUUACGAUUACCAAACAGUCACUACAUUUUCUGAGCCCGAGUUUCUUAAGCUCAAUCCCAUUGGAUUUGUUCCUGUGCUAGUGGAUGGCCAGACAGUAAUUGCUGACUCUUUUGCCAUUAUUAUGUAUUUGGAACAUAAGUAUCCUCAACCUCCUUUGCUACCUCAUGAUAUUCUCAAAAGAGCAAUCAAUUUCCAGGCUGCUACCAUUGUUUCCUCAUCUAUACAACCUUUUCAAAACUAUACUGUAGUGAAGUAUAUAGGGGAAAAAGUUGGCCCUGAUGAAAAACUUCCUUGGACUCAAAGUGUAAUAGGAAAAGGCUUUACGGCACUUGAAAAACUGUUGAAAGACCAUGCAAGAAGAUACGCAACUGGAGAUGAGAUUUUCCUGGCAGAUUUGUUUUUAGCACCUCAGUUAGAUGCAGCAAUUAAGAGAUUCAACGUUGACAUGAAGGAAUUCCCUACUCUCUCCAGAUUACACGAGACAUAUAAUGAAAUCCCAGCAUUUCAGAAGGCUUUGCCAGAGAACCAGCCAGAUGCAGUACAUUAG
Sphenostylis stenocarpa is the source of this 660-nucleotide messenger RNA. The record is from the annotation of a GenBank genome assembly. NCBI's taxonomy places the organism in Eukaryota, Viridiplantae, Streptophyta, Magnoliopsida, Fabales, Fabaceae.